This is a messenger RNA of Spizellomyces punctatus DAOM BR117, 1281 nucleotides long. RefSeq lists its product as uncharacterized. Gene Ontology annotation, biological process: sister chromatid cohesion. Gene Ontology annotation, molecular function: ATP hydrolysis activity; ATP binding; DNA binding. The transcript has 11 exons. The record is from RefSeq and is a predicted model, not a curated record. Bases 1 to 1281 code for a protein of 426 amino acids. NCBI's taxonomy places the organism in Eukaryota, Fungi, Chytridiomycota, Chytridiomycetes, Spizellomycetales, Spizellomycetaceae. Gene Ontology annotation, cellular component: cohesin complex; nucleus.
AUGGGGCGGUUAGUGCAGAUUGAGGUGGAAAACUUCAAGUCCUAUCGGGGUCAGCAAACUAUUGGCCCAUUUUAUAACUUCACGUCGGUCAUAGGACCUAAUGGUUCCGGCAAAUCCAAUCUGAUGGACGCAAUUAGUUUCGUGCUUGGCGUCAAGUCCACACAACUACGAUCCGCACAGCUGAGGGAGCUUAUAUAUCGGAGUGGGCGAGGAGCAGCAGAGAAGCAAGGGGGUAAUGGAGGUGGCGAGGAAGAGCCAAAGCGAGCCUACGUGUGCGCAGAAUAUGAAACUUCCGAUGGGGGCACUUUGCGCUUCAUGCGAAUUGUCACAUCAUCGGGAACCAGUGAAUACAAGAUCAAUGAUAAAAGUGUUCCUUUCGCAAAAUAUAGUGCGACCUUGGAGGAAGAAAACAUCCUCAUCAAAGCAAAGAACUUCCUGGUUUUUCAGGGAGAUGUUGAGGCUGUCGCAUCCCAGUCGCCGAAAGAUCUAACUCGAUUACUGGAACAAAUUAGCGGCUCCCUCGAACUUAAGGCUGAAUAUGAGAGGCUGAAAGCACUGCAGGAGAUGGCAACGGAAAAUUCGGCUGAUAGUUUUGUUAAAAAACGUGGUGUUACCGCCGAAAUGAAACAGUUCAAAGAGCAAAAGGAAGAGGCAGAACGGUUUGACAAGCUACAAAAGCAGCGGGCACAGCAACUCGCUACCUAUUUGGUAUGGAAGCUCUAUCACCUCAAUAAAAACAUUGAAGUCCUUGAGGCGGAGAUCGAUCAAGAAAGAGGAGCGUCACAACAUUCGGAGGAGCAAAUGAGAGACUUGGAAACUCAACUCAAGGAUGCCAAGCGUCAGCAAGCAAGGACAAACAAAGACCUUAUGCGAUUGGAGAAACAUAUCCACGAAAAGACGAAACAAAUGGAGGACAUGAAACCUGUACUGCUCCGCCUAGACGAAAAGAUUCGCCAUGGAAACAAAAAGCUCAGGACAGCAGACGAAAAUAUUUCCAAGGCCAGGGCAGAGCAUGAACGCGAGACCGUUAUUAUCCGUGAUCUGCAGAAAGAUUACGAACAGCUUACUAAGGCGUUAGCAAAGUAUGAAGAAAAUCUUCGCAAACGUAGAGCCGAGGAAGGGCGAUCUCUUGACGAGGCACAGUUAGCAGAAUAUAAUCAGAGUCCGGCGCCGAACCUUUGCGUUUCAGCAGGAACUCACCAAUCUGCAACGUCAAAAGAAAACUGUAGUAGAAGCAAAGUUGCGACUGGAGGAGAAUGUAAGCGGAGUACAGAAUCGUAA